ACUUUGAUACAAGAAAAAAGAAAAAAUGGACGAAAUCGAAAUCGAAACAGACAAAUACAUGUAUGAAAAAGAAUACGUUGACGAUCUAGAAAAUGGGAACCGUACAUAUGGAGAAAACAUUACUUAUGUGGCAAUUAGCCCAGAUGGUUCGAUAGUAGCGACGUUUAAUCCAUAUGGCUCUUCCAUAUCAAUUACAAAAUUAACAACAAAUGAAAAGGCGAAAAUACCAUUUGAUAUAAAUAAAUUCAAAAAGUCUAACAUUCUUGGAUGGUCUUUAGCAGUUUCGGACAUAAUUAAUACCGAAUAUGAUACUUGUUUGGUCGCAAUUUCUUGUGUAACUGACAAAGACAUAAAUCCAAAAGAAAUUGAGGAAGGCGGUCUUCGAAAACUUUUUAAACUUUUUAUCAAAAAACAAUUAUCAUUCUGGGAUUCUCAACUCUUUUUAAUCUUAUUAUUUAUUUCAUAUAUUGCUAUCUCUACUUUUAUCCUUACUUUCGUUUCUGAUUUUGAUGUUAAACAAUUUCGAUUAUCCUGUACUUCUGGUGAAGGGAUGAUAAAACUUAUUAAAUUUUCAUUUAAUAAUGAUAAUGAUAACAACAAAGAUAACAACUAUUUGAUACAACAUCAUGGUGGAGUACUUACAUUUUUAAAAAAUUCCAAAAAUUCUUUGAAGAAUCGUGUAACACUUAUUUGUAUGAACUGUGUAAAAAUACAAAAGAUUAAUAUUAAAUUGAACAAAAACAUUUCUAUACCAAAAGAAGGCAGUACAUAUUUACUACCUGAAAAUUUAUUUAAAAAAUUAGAAAGUUUUGAGGAUUCAAGAUGCAAUUGGAAGUAUCUUUUAAAAUCUAAAUUUCAAGAAUAUUUAAUGGUUGAUACAAGAGGUCAUCAAAAAAUAAAUAUUGAAAUAUAUGAUGUUAAUAAUUUACAAUUAGUGAAUGUUUUUUAUAAGCAUUGUGAAGAAGACUGUUUAAUUGAACCUGGAAUAUUUGCGAUAUCGACAGAUUCAAGAUUAUUUGCUUAUUCUUAUGGAAAUAACACUAUUACUCUUUAUUUAAUGGAAAGUGGUCUUGAAGUUGUUUCAAAAAAAUUUGAUAAUAUUUAUAAAAUUAAAUUUUUAGAAUUUAUUGAAAAAGAUAAAAAAUUAUUCAUAAUUGAAGAAGACAAAGAAAAUAAUAUGAAAUUUUAUGUUUGGAUUAUAUCAGGAUGUUUAAAUGAUUAUUUUUCUAUUUCUAAAGAUGAUAUUGGCUUAUCAGAUAGUAAUAUUCUUACUCCGUCAAAAUAUGAUGGGCACUUUAAUACUUUAACAAAAGCAAACGGAAAAGUAGUAUUUCAUAAUAAAUUUUUUGAGGAUCAGUUUAAAGUUGUACAAGAGAUAACUUUAAAAAGAACAACUUUUGGAGAGAACGACAAUGCGACUGAAUCGACUGAUGAGCAUGAAUAUAAGUCAUGUGAUCUAGAACCAUGGAAUAAUAGUACAAAGGCUAUUCGUGGUAGAUUUCUUAAUAAUGACAGAAAACUUCUCCUUAUAAUUGGUCAAAAUAGUAUUCAAUUAUGGAAAUCUAAAUCCAUAAAUUUUGUAGAUUUUAACAAUUUCAGAAAUUUUGAAAAUUCGAACCUUGUUUAUAUUUUGAUAAGCGACAAAAUCAAACCAGAAACAAAAACUAAAUUUCUAAUUGAUGAUGAUAUGACUACUGUAAUAACUCACGCAUGUAAAUCACUCGCCUACCUGUAUAAACAUACAAAAAGAAUCAACUCUAAAGAAAAACAUCAAAAUUUUGUUAGUGGAAUCACAAAUAUUAUCAAAGACUUUAUUAAAAGAUAUCCUGAUAAUUGGAAACUCAUGGAGAUUCAAUAUCCUUUAAUGUCAUAUCUAAUUUAUUCACGUUCGUUUUCUUUAAUCAAAUACAUUCUGUUUGAUGUUAAUGGUCAAGUUACUGAAAAUUUACAUAAACCUCAAAAUAAAUACGUUUCUUAUCCAUACUAUAAUGAUUUGGAGUUAUGUGAUGACUUGGAAUUAGAAGACACGUAUCUAAAAUCGGCCAAUGAUUUGACAUUAGCUUUAAAAUUUUGUCAAGAUCGAGAUGCUGUUAUGUUAGCAUAUUUAUUAGAAUAUUACUCUGAAAAUUCUAUGACUCAUAUUGGUUGGAUGAUUAAUGUUACAAAAAUACUUCCGGACUUAUCAAAAUUAUCUAAUCAUGAUUAUUAUGGUAAUUAUAUGGAUUUGUUACUAUAUAAACCUUGUUUUGGAGAAAUGAAGUACAAUUUUCCAAUUAAAAAAUUCCGAGCAUUAUCAGUUUGUCAAGAUACAUUAGAAGUAUAUGUGCCUCUUACUAAUCUUUUAUCAACAAAUACUUCGGAUAUUUUUUUAUAUUAUAAAAUGAGAGAGGAUAUAUCACCUAACACUUAUAUGGUUCCACUUCCGAAUUUUACAACACAUGAUACAAAAGUUGAAGGAAAGAUCAAAAAAGGAAUUAUACCUUUUUUGAGAAAGACAUUAUUUCCACCUGGCUAUAAGAACUUAGAGGAUGGAAAUUUUAGUUCAUUUCUUCGAAUUAAAAAGAAUGAAAAUGCAUUUUUUACUAUUCCAUCUAUAGAAGCAGCUAUAAAUUCAAGAUGGUAUCAAGCAAUGGCAUAUUGGAUAAGACCAUUAGGUUUAUAUGCUAUAUUUUUAAUUUUGUUUGCCAUUAUUCCUCAGUUUAAACCAGUAGUUGCAGUAGAUACAACUGGUGAUACAAUUAUACUUACAAUUGAUACAACAACUUACUCACUUGAGCAAAUCGGAAUUGGAAUAUUUUAUUACAUUGGGUUAUAUUUAUUAAUAAAUGAAUUUAUGCAAAUAAGGAAGUAUAAGAUCAAAUACAUUACAAUGUUUAAUUUAUUUGAUCUAAGCAGUAUUAUUUUGGGUAUAAUUGCUUUUUCUUUGUUAAAUUAUACAAAUGUAUACCAAAUCAGUAAUGAGGCAAUAAGCAUUAUAUAUACAAUAGUUACAUUAAUACUUUGGAUUGAAAUGCUCUUAUGGCUUCGAAUAUUUUCAGUAAUAGCCAUAAAUAUAUUUAUUUUUGGCAAUAUUUUAAAAAAGAUCAUACCAUUUUUUACAUUUAUGUUUAUUUUAAUAAUUGGAUUUGGGAAUUCAAUAAUUUUUCUUCUUGGAAACGCGUCAUAUAGUGCUAUAGCCUCAUCAAGUUCAACUUAUAAAUUAAAAGAUGAAGAUGCAGAAUAUAAUUUAACAGGUCCAACUCAAGAAAAUCCUGCUGAUACAAUAUGGAAUGCUAUACUUUCCAUGUACUAUUUGGGUACAAUUAAUUUGAAUAAUUAUAGUGAUAAUUUGCCAUUAAAGUUAUUUGCUUUUGUUGCUAAUGUUGUUAUAGUUCUUGUUCUAUUUAAUAUGAUUAUUGCAUUGAUGAAUGAUAUAUUUAAAAAAGCCAAAAAUGAUGGUAAUCUUGGACUUUUGAUGUAUAGAAAAGAACUUAUUGAUGAUUUUGAAAGACUUGAUAUUCCCCUUAAUGAUCUUCAACUACAUGAUUCACCAUAUAUUUGUUAUCUUCAAGAUCCUGACUUGAUGAAAAAAUGGAUGAAAAAAUCUCAAGAGCUUAGAGAAACAAAAUUAUAUUCAUGGUUUAAAGAGAGUGUUGAUAAAGAAAAUAUAACUUAUGAUGGAGUUGACAUUACACCUUGGUAUGAACUUAUUUCAAGUAAUGAGAAUCAAGAUUCUAUAUCAACUCCUGAUCAUAUGACACUUUGGUUCUAG
Rhizophagus irregularis DAOM 181602=DAOM 197198 is the source of this 3751-nucleotide messenger RNA. Lineage: Eukaryota; Fungi; Glomeromycota; Glomeromycetes; Glomerales; Glomeraceae. The record is from RefSeq and is a predicted model, not a curated record.